Aspergillus niger is the source of this 600-nucleotide messenger RNA. RefSeq lists its product as hypothetical. The transcript is spliced from 5 exons. The coding region runs from base 1 to 600 and encodes 199 amino acids. NCBI's taxonomy places the organism in Eukaryota, Fungi, Ascomycota, Eurotiomycetes, Eurotiales, Aspergillaceae. The record is from RefSeq and is a predicted model, not a curated record.
AUGGAACCUCCAUUUCAGCAACAAAAGAUUACAGUGAAGGCCCUGUCCUGUAUCAGGAUUCCAGCCCAAGGUACUUAUAGUAGGAAUCCCUGGUUGAGGGUCCCCGGCCGAAAAGCAAGAAAGGGUUGGUGGAGGGUGUGUAUCGAUAACGGCCAGGUGCAAGGAGAAGGAAGGCGGAAAUCUGCAAGGGACGGGCUGCUGAACAAGCAGCGGCAUGAUAGUGUAACCAACCCGACCCUACUUGCUUCUCAUUUGGAAGUAAGGGUGGCCCAAGCUAGGAAAGGACACACUAGGCAGCCUUAUUCCUUAUCGAUCUCUUCAUCUCCAUCCCCCUCCCUUCCCAAUCUUCCGGAAUUUGCUCACGCUCCCUUGCUCAUGCCAAUGACCUUUCCAUGGGAUGAUAGUGAUGAUGAUGGUGAUGAUGAUCGUUCUCCGGACGCAUUCGAGCUAAUUACCAUCCUUUUCCCGGAGUUGAUGACGCUCGUAUUCUUGCCACCUGAAGUUGCGUUGACUGGUUCUUCCCAACACCCCAAACUAGCUAGAAUCUGGAACGAUGGGAAAAACCAUGAAUCAGCCCCCUUCGGCCCUUCACGAGGCUGA